AUGGGUCACUCAGGUGGCCCUAAUGUGACACCUCGGAUCGGAUCAAGCCACCCGCAUCGGCCUGAGGGGGUUACAGAAGAUGCAAGGAAAGGCCAAAACUUUAAAGCAAAACACAAUAUUCACUUAUUUUUUUUCAAGAAUUUUGUGUAUCUACCUAUAGUUGAUGGUUCUUGUAUUGGAAUAUUGUGUUUAAGUGAGUUUGAUGAUAAUGUUGCCCUUUGGAACCCAUCUACCAGAGAGUUUAAAAUCCUUCCUCAAUCCACAGUCCAGCGCCCUCCUGGACUAGAAUACACUAGUUGUGAUUGCCUUGGUUUUGGGUAUGAUUCUCAAACUGAUGACUUCAAAGUUGUAAUAUUUGUUGUUAAUUAUUUUUCAUGGGAAAAUGAAGAAGGUUUGAGCAUUUAUAGUCAUUCGAUCGAUCAAGUUGAGUUAUAUUCGCUUAAAAGCGAUUCAUGGAAGGAAAUUUCAUUUCCUGGUGUUGAUGCUUUUGCUUUUGCUUUGUUUAAUAAUUAUGUCAAUGGGUUUAUUUAUUGUCAGGCAGUUGGAAUUGAUCACCUUAUUCUUUCUUUUGAUAUGGUUAAUGAAAAGUUUUCAACUUCACCACUGCCUGAAUUUGGUGGGAGUUUAGAACAAUAUUAUUUGGAACUUUUAGAAUUUAAUGGAUUGCUUGGUGCUAUUUUUUACCCAAGGGAAGGAACUGACAAGUGUUUUGAUUUAUGGGUUGUGAAUGGGUCAUGGACUAAACAAUUCAGUGUUGAAUCUAUUCUUGGAGUUGAGAGACCUUUGGGGUUUUGGAAAAAUGGCGAGUUAUUUCUCGAGAGCUCGGAUCAAGAACUAGUUUUAUUUGAUCCCUCCAUACAAGAGUUGAUAAAUCUUGGUAUUCACGCUUAUCAGGAAACAAUGCGCAUUACUGCUUAUGUUGAGAGCUUGGUUCCAUUGAAUGGAAGAUCAGAGCAUGAGGAAUGUAUAAUACGACGACCAGCAGAGGAGAAUCAAAUUGAUGUUGAACACUAA
Molecule: messenger RNA, 1014 nt
Organism: Hibiscus syriacus
Lineage: Eukaryota; Viridiplantae; Streptophyta; Magnoliopsida; Malvales; Malvaceae
Product: F-box/kelch-repeat protein At3g06240-like
Exons: 4
Coding region: 1-1014 (337 amino acids)
Source: RefSeq, a predicted model, not a curated record